Molecule: messenger RNA, 1325 nt
Organism: Lindgomyces ingoldianus
Lineage: Eukaryota; Fungi; Ascomycota; Dothideomycetes; Pleosporales; Lindgomycetaceae
Product: glutaredoxin
Exons: 2
Coding region: 204-1088 (294 amino acids)
Molecular function (GO): 2 iron, 2 sulfur cluster binding
Source: RefSeq, a predicted model, not a curated record
CAACUAAUCAAUUUAUCAGAUCAUCUCCGGCCCCCGUACGAAGGUGAAUUGCUUUUGACCUUCAACCACCUAGGAGUACCUCUUCUGUAUCAUUUAAGCCUAUCCCUUCCCUGACUCUCCUUCGAGAGGAUCCUUCUCCUCACCCCGUACCAGAAAGGCCGCUUCCCCCUCACCCUAUCGUACUUCACCCCCCUCACACGACCAUGGCAACUGUCAAGGAGAUCGCCGACGAGGCCGCUUUCGCCUCCACCAUAUCCUCCCUCCCCUCCUCCACACUCGCCGUCCUCUACUUCCAUGCCCCAUGGGCAGCGCCAUGCAAGCAGAUGUCGACUGUCCUCGCCGCCCUCGCAAGUACAUACUCAGCAGAUGCGCCUGUCGUCUUUCUGUCGCUCAAUGCUGAAGAGCUUCCGGAAGUCUCCGAGCAGUACGACGUGACGGCGGUCCCAUUCAUAGUCCUCCAAAAAGAUGGCAGGGGCCUAGAAACGGUGUCCGGCUCUGAUGCUGCAAAGGUACGCGCGGCGGUGGAGAAAUAUGCAGGGCCUGGAAGCGGUAAUGCGUCAAAGGCCGCUCUACCUCCCGCGCAAGCAGUUACGAGGCCACCACAGCCGGCAGCUGCGAACGGCACGAAUGGAGCUCUAGAUGGAGUCAGGAAUCUUGCCGCUUAUACGCCGACCGCCGAAGGCCCGAAGACGGCGCCAGAAUAUAGCUCAGGAGAAACAAAGGAAGCCCUUUUCAAGAGGAUAGGAGAGCUCGUGAAGGCGGCACCAGUCAUGCUGUUCAUGAAGGGCACACCAAGUGCACCACAGUGUGGGUUCAGCAGGCAGACAGUCGGCAUACUGCGAGAGAAGGGCAUUCGUUAUGGUUUCUUCAACAUUCUAGCCGACGAUGAUGUGCGACAAGGGCUGAAAGAGUUUGCGGACUGGCCGACGUUCCCGCAGCUAUGGGUCGGCGGUGAGCUGGUUGGUGGUUUGGAUAUCGUCAGGGAAGAGUUCGAGAACGACGAAGACUUCCUAAAAGAGUACUCGGUGAGCGGUCAAAGGAACACGGGGGGUCCAGCUGCCCCAUCUACUCAGGCCCAACCGACGUAAAUAAUAGGGGCUUCGAGACUAUAGCAAACCGUCAUGAUUUAUUCAUGUAUCAGUCUUUAGAAUAUCAUUCGGCGAGAAUUGCGUUGUACGGCUUGCUACAUACCAAUGAGUCACGACUGAGCAUAUUCAAUUGACGUUUCUUACUCAUGCGUUUGACCCGUGUUUUCCCGGUACCACUCCUAUCAGCCAUGGUUCACAAAGCUUUGGCAUCCACGUCAUUCCUGUGUUUCAUCUUUC